Molecule: messenger RNA, 1308 nt
Organism: Ceratosolen solmsi marchali
Lineage: Eukaryota; Metazoa; Arthropoda; Insecta; Hymenoptera; Agaonidae
Gene: Ref1
Product: RNA and export factor binding protein 1
Exons: 2
Coding region: 109-879 (256 amino acids)
Biological process (GO): mRNA export from nucleus
Cellular component (GO): nucleus
Molecular function (GO): mRNA binding
Source: RefSeq, a predicted model, not a curated record
GCAAAUUGGAUAUUCCUAGCCUAAUUAAAGGGUAGGUGCAGCCUACAAUCAGCCAAAGAAUUAAAAUAAUUUAAUUAACUUGAGUCUAGUAAUAUAAAAAGAGCAAGAAUGACUGGAAAAAUGGAGAUGAGUCUAGACGAUAUUAUCAAGCAAAAUAAAGGGAAUCGACAACGCAGUGGAGGUAAGCGCACAGGUGGUGGCAGAACCUCCAGUGGCUCACCAAGACGGGGACCAAUACGCGGUGGCCGAAAACCUGGCGGUGGUGUUAUGCGUGGCCGUAGUCGUGGUGGUAUCUCCAGAAGUGGCUCAAACUUUGGCCGUUCGUUACCCAGCUAUAAACGUGAAGCUUUUCUUGGAAGCAGUGCUCCACGCAGAUAUGGCUCAAAUUCAGAUACAACUAAAUUGAUCGUGUCGAAUUUAGAUUUUGGUGUAACUGACUCAGACAUACUAGAAUUGUUCGGUGAAUUUGGACCUCUCAAGUCAGCUGGAGUACAUUAUGACAGAUCUGGUCGAUCCCUUGGUUCAGCCGAUCUAAUUUUUGAAAGGCGAGCUGAUGCAAUUAAGGCGAUGAAGCAGUACAAUGGCGUCCCUCUUGACGGUCGUGAAAUGAACAUUCAACUUGCCACGUCUGAGAUCCCAGGCAUUAAUCCAAUUCGAGGUGGCUCAAGACUCGGCAGUAACUUUAAGUCGAGAGGUCCCAUGAACCGCAGCCGAGCGUCGCGGGGUGCACCUUCCAACAAAAAUCGUGGCCCAUCGAAACGUGGCGUGAAAGCCAGUGGAGGUCGUCAAGCCAAAAAACCACCACCCACCGCAGAAGAACUUGACGCCCAACUAGAGGAAUACGUCAAGAGCAAAGUUUCAAAUUCCGACGGCGCAUAAACAUUUAGCUCUUUUUUUAUGUAGUAGAAGGGUGAAGCGUUUUAAAGAAUCAAUUAUUUGAUUAUCAUUUACAGAUUCUGAUAUACAUAAUUAGAUGCGUAUCCAUUCAUAAGGAAAAAAAAAAUUCAAUAAAAUAUUAGAUUCAUAACGCGUAAUGUUUAUACAUUGGUAAAAGAUAAUCAAAUGAUUGCCUGUUAUAACUACUACAUAAGAAAGGGAAUUAGUAUUACGUCACUGAUUUCAUAAAUAUUUGUAUGAAAUUUAUUUCAUGUUUUCUUUUUAAUAACUUACUUUGGAUCGUUAUUGACCUGUGUUUAAUGUGUAUGCGAUUCAAUGACUACCAUUCCUUCAAUGUAAUUUCUUAUUGAUCCACAAACAACUUUGUAUUAGAAAUUUAAUAUGACUUUGACUAUCUCUGAUAUAAUUUAA